UAGCAACCAACUCGCGUUUGAUACGGUUUCCAUGGGGCUCUUAAACAGCUGCUGCAUUUCUCUCCGCUAACUAGCAAAUUGAGGAAUUAACACGACGAACUAACAACUUUACCGGGCAUGUGUCUUUAUCAUUUGUAAACAGUUGCUAGCCACAGUCACUAGCAAGUCGGGCUGGUUGUUUUUAUUAAAGGUUUCUUUGCAGGUUGGAUUGGGGAGCUAAUGUUAGUUAGCUUAACGUUAGCUGGCUAAACCAAGCAAAUAAGACGACUCAUUAACUGAACGUUAGAGCAAGCACGUUUCGUUCAAGAUGAGUGAGCAGCUGAAAUUCAUCGUUGAACAACUUAACAAGGACCCGUUCAAGAAAAACUUUAACCUCAUCACGUUUGACUCCCUCGAACCGAUGCAGCUGCUGCAGAUUUUAAACGAUGUUCUGGCUGAAAUAGACCCAAAGCAAGCUAUAGAUAUCCGUGAAGAAAUGCCUGAACAAACCAUAAAGAGGAUGUGUGCUCUGCUGGGGAUGCUGAAAUACAAACCUCCGGGCAACCCCUCUGAUGUAAGCAACUUUAGACAAGGUUUGGUGAUUGGCAGCAAGCCCGUGGUCCACCCUAUCCUCCACUGGCUGCUACAGAGGGUCCCUGAACUAAAGAAAAGGGCUUAUUUAGCUCGCUUUCUUGUCAAACUGGAGGUGCCUGCAGAGUUUCUGCAGGAUGACAUUAUCAAUGACACCUAUCACCAGUAUGAAGAGCUGGUGGAAGGUUUUAAGACGUAUCACAAAGAGUGUGAGCAGCUGAGGACGUCAGGCUUCUCCACAUCAGAAAUCAGAAGGGACAUCAGUGCAAUGGAGGAAGAGAAAGACCAACUAAUCAAACGUGUGGAGAGGCUGAAGAAGAGGGUGGAGUCAGUGUCUAACCAUCAACGGAUGCUGGAACAGGCCAGACAGCUGCGAGUGGAGAAGGAGAGAGAGGAGUCACUGACUCACCAGAAGCAAGAACAAAAGAACCAACUGUUCCAGGCAGAGCAGAGACUGCAGAGAUCACAGCAGCAGUUGAAGGAUUUGCGACAGGCAGCAGCAGAUGCCAAUCCAGAAAGCUUAAUGAAAAGGCUUGAAGAGGAGAUCAAGAUCAACUCCUACAUGGUUUCUGAGAAACUCCCCAAAGAGCUGGAGAGUAUGAGGCGUACAGUGCAGCACCUGCAGAAAAUAGCGUCAGAGCCUGCCAUGGGCCAGGCUGAUCUCCAGGAGCUGGAGGACAAGAUUAAAGAAGUUGAUUCUCAGAUAAACCAGCUGAUUGAGAAGAAGAUGAUGAGAAAUGACCCAAUGGAUGACAAACUCACCCUUUACAGGCAACAGGCCUCCAUUAUCAUUCGAAGGAAGGAGUCGAAGGCCGAGGAGCUUCAGGAAGCGAGGGAGGAGCUGGCCGCGGCAGAGAGGGAGCUGAGGCAGAGGGCCAGCCAGGCACAAGCCUCAGAUGGGGGAGAGGUCAUCCGGGGUGACGAGCUAAAACGCCUGGUGAUGAAAUUGCGCAGCAAGGGAACAGUAUACAAGAAGAAACGUCAGGAAAUUGCUGAGCUGAAAGUGGAGUAUGGAGUCCUGCAGCGGACAGAGGAGAUUCUCAAGCAGAGGCAUGACACUGUCCAACAGAAACUGCAAACUGUGGAAGCUGAGAAGGGUAUCUCUGGCUACAGUAACACUCAGGAGGAACUGGAGAGGGUGUCGGCCAUCAAGAGUGAGCUGGAUGAGAAGAAGGGCCGCACGCUGGAUGACAUGUCUGAAAUGGUGAAGAAAUUAAACUCUAUGAUAGUGGAGAAGAAGUCUGCUCUAGCACCUAUUAUAAAAGAACUGAGGUCACUGAGACAGCAGUGUCAGGAACUAAGCCAGGAAUAUGAGGAUAAGAAGGCGCAGUAUGAAAGUUGUACUGCUGGUUUGGAGAGCAACAGGUCUAAAUUGGAGCAGGAGGUGAAAGCACUGAGAGAGGAGACGGCGCAGGAGGAAAACCGAUAUCAUUACAUCAACUCCAUGUCAGAGAUCAUUGAGAUGCAAAUACAGCGGGCGGCAGAGGAGAUGAAGGCUUACGUGUCCUCUGAUCCGCAAGAGAGGAAGAAGGCCAUCAGGGAAGUGUACAUGAAGAACAUUUCAGAACAGGAGUUACUUGGCAAGAAGUUACGCGAGAAGCAGAAGAUGGUGAGGGAGAGCCACAGCGCCAACAUGGAGCAGAUGAAGAUGUGGCGUGACCUGGAGCAGCUGAUGGAGUGCAAGAAGCAGUGCUUCAUAAGAGCUCAGAGCCAGGCAUCUAUUGGUCAGGUCAUCCAGGAGGGAGGAGAGGAUAGGCUGGUGCUGUGACACGUCUAGGCAGGGUCCACUGCACAUCACCUACAAUACAUUCACUACACAGAGUUUAACUUAAUAUUCUAUGCCUUCCUCUAACAUGUCUACAUCUUUUACAAUAUAAUUGUUGUACGAAACUGUUACUGUGCACUAUUGUAGAUUUAAAUAACAUGUACAAAGUUUGUUUGGUCAUGGAGGUUCAUCUUGUCUGUUACACACCAUCAUCGAGUUUCACUUGAUGGUUAAUCUUGUGUAAGAACCAGACCAGUAGCUUCUUGGUGAUGACAUGGUUUGAGAUCCUUUGAGCAUCCACAGUUUAAAGAUCACAUGUAUCAAAAGGUGGUACAUGUUUUCACUUUCACCGGCCCCUGGAGACUCAGUUUCGCCACAUCUUUAAGACUACACUUGCAAUCCAAGUGUCCAAAGAUAACAGCAUACAAAGUGGUGCACUUGGGAUGUGGCCGCGGUCAACUAUUUUUGGCAACAACUACCCUGACCUUGGACAGGGUGUCUUGCCAGUUUUGGAGUUCACUGGGACCUCCAUUGCUUUGGACAGUGCAGAUGAAACAGUCAUAUUAUUCAGCUUGUUUCUAUUUCAUAUCACAACAUACACAAUUUUUCUAUAAUGGAGCCGUAGUUCCAGAUAACCUUUGACAUUUAAGGCAUACAUAGUUAGAUAUUUUGGUUGUCUAUGUAUUUCUAUUAAAUGUAUUAUAUAUUCA
Molecule: messenger RNA, 3045 nt
Organism: Micropterus salmoides (largemouth bass)
Lineage: Eukaryota; Metazoa; Chordata; Actinopteri; Centrarchiformes; Centrarchidae
Gene: ift81
Product: intraflagellar transport 81 homolog
Exons: 18
Coding region: 308-2338 (676 amino acids)
Biological process (GO): intraciliary transport; cilium assembly
Cellular component (GO): centrosome; cilium; intraciliary transport particle B
Molecular function (GO): tubulin binding
Source: RefSeq, a predicted model, not a curated record